Messenger RNA from Eutrema salsugineum, 1998 nucleotides. Its product is annotated as beta-fructofuranosidase, insoluble isoenzyme CWINV4. Bases 40 to 1812 code for a protein of 590 amino acids. The transcript is spliced from 6 exons. The record is from RefSeq and is a predicted model, not a curated record. Gene Ontology annotation, biological process: carbohydrate metabolic process. Gene Ontology annotation, molecular function: hydrolase activity, hydrolyzing O-glycosyl compounds. NCBI's taxonomy places the organism in Eukaryota, Viridiplantae, Streptophyta, Magnoliopsida, Brassicales, Brassicaceae.
UACCAAACACCACUGAUCGGAUCCUGAGUUUUUGGAUCAAUGGGUGUCUCAAACAUUGUCUCCGUGUUCUUAUUGCUUGUACUAAUCAAUUUAAGCAGUAAUAAUAUCAAAGGAAUUGAGGCUUUUCAUAAGGUUUACGAAAAAUUGCAAUCUCAAUCCGUCGAGUCAGUGAAUCCUCUUCACCGAUCUGCUUUUCACUUUCAACCUCCGAAACAUUGGAUUAAUGACCCGAAUGGUCCAUUGUACUACAAAGGUUUCUACCAUCUCUUUUACCAAUAUAACACCAAAGGUGCAGUUUGGGGAAAUAUUGUAUGGGCUCAUUCAAUUUCAAAAGACUUGGUGAAUUGGGAGGCUCUUGAACAUGCUCUUUAUCCCUCUAAAUGGUUCGACGUGAAGGGGACAUGGUCCGGUUCAAUAACAAUUGUACCAGGAAAAGGACCGAUUAUUCUCUAUACCGGUGUUAAUAAAAAUGAAACUCAGUUGCAAAACUAUGCAAUACCAGAGGAUCCAUCAGAUCCAUACUUGAGGAAAUGGAUUAAACCGGAUGAUAACCCCAUUGCGAUGCCAGAUUAUACUAUGAAUGGUUCAGCUUUUCGAGACCCGACCACGGCUUGGUUCUCCAAAGAUGGACACUGGAGAACAGUAGUGGGCUCAAGAAGAAAGCAUAGAGGAAUCGCUUAUAUCUACAGAAGUCGAGAUUUCAAGCAUUGGGUCAAAGCUAAGCACCCGGUUCACUCAAAAGAAUCAACCGGUAUGUGGGAAUGUCCUGAUUUCUUCCCGGUUUCCACAACCGAUUUCGAGAACGGUUUGGACUUGGAUUACGUAGGUCCAAACACCAAGCACGUGUUGAAAGUUAGCUUGGACAUAACCCGGUUCGAGUAUUACACGCUUGGCAAAUAUGAUCCUAAGAAAGAUCGGUACGUACCCGAUGGUAAUUCACCCGAUGGUUGGGAGGGUUUAAGAUUCGAUUAUGGUAAUUUCUACGCCUCUAAGACAUUCUUUGACUACAAAAAGAACAGAAGAAUCUUGUGGGGUUGGGCCAAUGAAUCCGACACCGUUGAAGAUGAUAUUUCAAAGGGUUGGGCUGGUCUUCAGGUAAUUCCAAGAACGGUGCUUCUUGACUCAAACAAAAGGCACCUAGUGUUUUGGCCUAUUGAAGAAAUAGAGUCAUUAAGAGGUAACUACGUCCGAAUGAACAACCAAAACAUCAAAAUGGGUCAACGCUUAGAAGUCAAAGGAAUCACUCCUGCUCAGGCCGAUGUGGAAGUAACCUUCAACAUUCCAAGUCUAGAGAAAGCUGAGACAUUCGACCCGAGCUUCAAGCUGAAACCGUUGGAGUUAUGUAAGAUGAAAGGCUCGAAUGUGACAGGUGGUGUAGGACCUUUUGGUCUGAUCACAUUAGCCACUCCUGAUUUGGAAGAAUACACUCCUGUCUUCUUUAGAGUCUUCAAAGACACUUCCACUCAUAAGCCUAAGGUUCUCAUGUGCUCCGAUGCUAGACCCUCGUCGUUAAAGCAAGACAGGGGUCCACUCAAGCAAGAUAAGAUGUAUAAACCAUCGUUUGCUGGUUUUGUGGAUGUUGAUCUAGCUGAUGGAAGGAUUUCUCUAAGGAGUUUGAUUGAUCACUCGGUAAUAGAGAGCUUUGGAGCUUUAGGCAAGACAGUGAUAACGUCAAGAGUGUAUCCGGUGAAAGCAGUGAAAGAGAAUGCGCAUUUGUAUGUGUUUAACAAUGGGACACAAAUCGUGAACGUAGAGAGUCUCAAUGCUUGGAGUAUGCAACGUCCUUUGCAGAUGAAUAAUGGAGCUCAAUAAUUUAGCCUUUUUCUUUCUUUCUUUUAAUGUUGGUUAGUAACUGGGAGAUAAUGUGAGAUUAGAAUGAGGAACUUUGAGAUUAGUGCAUGUCCGUAUUUCAUGUAUGGAGUAUUGUACCUUUCUAUUACUAAUCACUCAAUAAAAAGAAUAAAAAAUAAUAUUGGAAACCAAAUUAAACAUCAACAA